AUGGAGCCCGAAGAUUUGACUGACCCAGACCUUAAAGCAGCCAUCGCAGCCUCAUUGAGGGACCUUCACGAUAAUGGUGCUGAUCCAGUUGAUGAACCUCAGCAAAAUGUCGUCGAUCUUACUGCAGAAUCAGAUGAUGAUGAAGUCAUUCCUGUUUUUCCAAAGUCCAAAUCAGUUAUUGGGUCUGAUACAGAUGCUGAUGAGGAUGGAGGUGAUGUUGAAGACGAAGACAAUGAAGAUGAAGAUCUGAAGAGAGCCAUUGCGCUGUCCCUGCAAGACUCUGAGGAUACUGAAAAGAACUCACCUGAUCCAUCACACGGUAACAAAGAACAUGGCCCACCCCCAGAGACAGAAAGUUCUGCAGCAGACCGCGCGCCUUCGCAACCAUCUGGGCUUCUAGGCCUAAAUCGAAAGCAGAUGGAGGAAGAACGCCUCGCCCGCAUUGCGAAAAGAAAAGCGGAUGAUGUUGAGGCCAUUGACCAUCGUCAGGCCAAAUAUUCAAAGAAUGAAUCGAAUCAGCUGGCGCGUCAAAGCAGCAGUGGUUUGGUAUCGACAGAAUACGCAUCAAAGAUUGGCGUCCCUCAAGCAAGAUAUGAGUCCGCGAAGUCCAAGCCAGACUUACCCAAUCCUUCUCGGACACCAGCUGUACAGUUCCCAAAGGGAGUUGUCAAAAAGACUUACGCGCAUUACCGCCCACGGACAGGCGACGAUAUCACAAUCGAGGAGGUCUUCCAGAGCAGUGAUCUAGAGCUGGCCGUUUUGAGCUCAUUUCUGUGGGACAUGGAAUGGCUCUUUUCAAAGAUCGAUACGAAACGCACUCGUUUUCUCCUGGUAAUGCAGGCUAAAGAUGAGUUGACGAAACGUCAAUAUGAGGCAGAAACCGCAUCGAUGAGCAACCUGAGACUGUGCUUUCCACCCAUGGAAGGGCAGGUCAACUGCAUGCACUCGAAACUGAUGCUACUCUUUCACCCAAGAUACCUACGAAUUGUAGGUCCGACUGCGAAUCUGACACCAUAUGAUUGGGGCGAGAUGGGAGGUGUAAUGGAAAACAGUGCUUUUCUCAUCGAUCUUCCCCGAAAGGCAACCACAACUGCCGUGGGCUCCAAGACCGCCUUUGAGGAAGACCUGGUUUACUUCCUGAGAGCAAGUACUUUGCACGAUAAUAUUAUUUCCAGGUUCGACGAGUACGACUUCAGCCAGACGUCUCAUAUUAUGCUCGUUCACACCAUAGGAGGGUCACACACUGGAAAUGCGUGGAGAAGAACGGGAUAUUGCGGCUUGGGCCGUGCAGUCAAUGCAUUAGGAUUGCGGACGUCCAAGCCCAUCAAUAUCGAUUUUGUCACAUCCUCCAUAGGAUCCCUCACCGACGAAUUCCUAAGAUCGAUAUACCUCGCUUCCCAAGGAGACGACGGUAUAACCGACUUCACCCUCCGAACCUCCAAGACCUUCCCGGCCCGCAACCCCAACGACACAGACCAGCUCAUUCACAAAAACACCGCUGAAGAAUGGAAAGAUCGCUUCCGGGUCUACUUCCCCUCACAGACGACCAUCGAGCAAUCGCAAGGCGGCCCAGACUGCGCCGGCACAAUCUGUUUCCAGUCGAGAUGGUACGAGAGUCCGAAAUUCCCGCGCCAUGUGCUGCGCGACUGUAAGAGUCGUCGGCCGGGACUUUUGAUGCAUAACAAGAUACUAUUCAUGAGACCGGAUGAACCCAUACGAUUACCAAAUAACGCACUGUGUCAAGGAUGGGCAUACGUGGGGAGUGCAAAUCUCUCAGAAAGCGCGUGGGGCCGUCUCGUCCAAGACAAAACAACCAAGCAGCCCAAGCUCAACUGCCGGAACUGGGAAUGCGGCGUCCUUGUCCCUGUACUCGACAGAGCGGAUUCAUCGGACAAAGUCUCGAACAACAUCAGUGGCAAAGGAGCAAACGAAUCGGCGGAUAUGCUGGAUGUUUUCAAAGGUACUGUCCCCGUGCCGAUGACGGUUCCUGGGCAACGAUACGGGCCAGGUCUUAAGCCUUGGUUUUUUUGA
Aspergillus viridinutans is the source of this 2031-nucleotide messenger RNA. RefSeq lists its product as uncharacterized. Lineage: Eukaryota; Fungi; Ascomycota; Eurotiomycetes; Eurotiales; Aspergillaceae. Gene Ontology annotation, biological process: single strand break repair; double-strand break repair. Gene Ontology annotation, molecular function: double-stranded DNA binding; single-stranded DNA binding; 3'-tyrosyl-DNA phosphodiesterase activity. Gene Ontology annotation, cellular component: nucleus. The transcript has 8 exons. Bases 1 to 2031 code for a protein of 676 amino acids. The record is from RefSeq and is a predicted model, not a curated record.